This is a messenger RNA of Pseudomyrmex gracilis, 1479 nucleotides long. RefSeq lists its product as uncharacterized. Lineage: Eukaryota; Metazoa; Arthropoda; Insecta; Hymenoptera; Formicidae. The coding region runs from base 121 to 735 and encodes 204 amino acids. The record is from RefSeq and is a predicted model, not a curated record. The transcript has 2 exons.
UGUAAAACUUUUGCGUAGUUGAAUCGUACGGUAAGGUUCAAGUAUCGUUCAAGUUGUUGUUGCGAGCUAGUGUUGUGCAAAUCGGACACAGUAAAACGCGUGUGUUUCGUGACUACGACGAUGACCGAAGAAACGGCCGAUGUAGAUAUGCCUGUGGCGGAGUUCCCGCCAGGAAAGAACUUAACCCCCCCUCUUAACGACCAGACCACUGCGCCGGGCGCGAGUCCUGGCGGGGGUCGUGCGGUUCGUGAAGUGUUCCCGGCUGGUUCCCCUUCCUGCUCUUUGGCUUCUACUGGACCUGCAGGGGUACGGUCCUCGAGGAAGAGGGACGGCGCUGGCCCGUCCCCCCUUCUCAAGCGUACUUUCUCGGCUAUGUCCAGCGUGCAGAGACAGCUUACACUCAAUCGUUACCACAGGGACUCCAGGGGCCCUUUCAUGGUGCACGUAGAGACGUGCCGUCCGCUGCCCUCCUCCGCUGGCGGGGACGAACAGGAAGGCAGUAAGGGUCUGGAUACAGGCGAGGAUGCGAAUCGGUUUGUUGAAGCCUUCAGGGACGUCGCGGACAAGAUAACCCCCUGCGAACAGUGGACAGCGCAUGUCCCAUCGUUUAGGGUGGUCAAACAGUUUGUUCUGAAAGGUGUUGACGAGGAGGAAACCGUGGAGGAGUUGUUGGCCGGUUUCGGCCCCCCCCUCUGGGUGGGGACAGGAGUGGGUUCCCCUUUUCGAAGCUGUUAGGAUCACGCGUAGGGAAAAGGGUAAUUCUACCUCUAGCCCUAGGUACGUGAGUACAAAUCAACUUAUCUUAAGGUUCCGCUCUCCGGUGGUUCCUUCGUCUUGCUUGUAUGUAGGGAAACGUCUCCCCCUAACCCCUUAUGUUUAUAAGGUUAGAAGGUGCGAUUUUUGCCAGAGAUUCGGGCAUACAGUCCAUUCUUGCAAACAGUCUGGAGAUGAAAGGCGCAGGUUCUGCAAAAAGUGUGGCAAGUCGGGCCACUCUAAACCAAAUUGCUCAAAUGUUCUAGACGAGUGCAUAAAUUGUAUUCGUUUCAGGGUUGGUAACACCGGUCAUCAGUCUUCGGAACUCCGUUGCCCGGUCUUCCAGAGACAACGUGAGAUUCACAAGAUUAUGGCUCACAGGGAUCUUUCCUUUCGUGAUGCAGCCAGUCUGUAUGAUGAGGGGAAUACACUCUCUGGUUUGAACUCUCAUUUGUCUAAUGUGUCGGUUCCCCUUCCCACGCUCGGUGAGUACUUUCCGAGUGGGAACGUUUUUCGGUUUUCGGGAAAAGGAAAACCGGGUCCUUCCCCCCCUCAGGUAACGUCUGUUGGGAGUCCGAGAGUGCCCUCUUCCCGAGUGGGGUCUUCUCCUUCACCUGGGUGUUCGAGUGUUCCUUCGUUCGACUCCUCUCCUGCCUCUAACCUCUCCUAUGCAGAGGUCACUUCACUAAAAACCCCUGUGCCCCCCAUUCGGUUCCCCCCUGUGUG